GAGGAAAAGACAGAAAGUGCAACGUCAGAGUUUAGCAGUAGGGUUCUCCUUUGGUUUGUGGUUUUGGACAAACUCAGUGAUUCCCUCUUCUCAUCCACAUCUCUCUCUCUCUCUCUCUCUCACACACAACAACCAAGUCUAUAUUUUUGUUCAUAUUUGUGUGGCUAUAGUUGGAUUUUUCUUGUUAACAUUAUCAACUUAUAUGAUUUUCAAACUAUGAACAAAAGAAAUGUGGAUUAUUGCUAACUGCACCACCACCUAAUUCAUCUUCACUUCCAUUUAGCACCCUCUCUUGUUUCUUCUACAAUCUCAAAUAAAAAACAAAACUUGUCUCUUGGGUUGGUUCCAAACCAUCACACACACAAACACACCAAACUAGUCUUUGUUCUUGUUCUUGUUGCUUGUUCCUUCUUUUACCUUUCACUACUGUUUUUGGCAAGUUUCUUGUUUUAUUUUUUGUCUUUAGAUCCAAAAAAAACCUUAGCAACAUAAAAAAAAAAAACAAGAUCUAUAUGGUCUAAAACACAACACAAAAACAACCUUAGUUUUCUCAAACUUGUAAUAAUCAUAAGAUGGUAAAAAGUUUUAUGUUCCAACAACAACAGCAACAGCAACAACCUCAGCAACAACAAGUGAUAGAAGAAAACAUGUCAAAUUUAACUUCUGCAUCUGGUGAAGCUAGUGAAAUUGGUACUAGUUACUCUCAAGAACAAUACUUAGCUCCUCCAACACAAACAGUCAAGAAAAAAAGAAACCUUCCUGGUAACCCAGACCCAGAAGCUGAGGUAAUAGCUUUAUCACCAAAGAGUCUACUAGCAAAAAACAGAUUCCUUUGUGAGAUCUGUAACAAAGGUUUUCAAAGAGAUCAAAAUCUUCAACUACAUAGAAGAGGACAUAACUUACCAUGGAAGUUGAAGCAAAGAACAAGUAAAGAGAUAAGAAAGAAAGUUUAUGUAUGUCCAGAAACAACUUGUGUGCAUCAUGAUCCAUCAAGGGCAUUAGGAGAUUUAACUGGAAUCAAAAAGCACUUUUGCAGAAAACAUGGUGAGAAAAAGUGGAAAUGUGAAAAAUGUUCAAAGAAAUAUGCUGUUCAAUCUGAUUGGAAAGCUCAUUCAAAAACAUGUGGCACUAGAGAGUAUAGAUGUGACUGUGGAACCCUCUUCUCAAGGAGGGACAGUUUUAUAACACAUAGAGCAUUUUGUGAUGCAUUAGCAGAAGAGAGUGCAAGAGCUAUGACAAACAUGACAAUUCCAAUUUUACCCUCACAACAACAACCUUCAUCAUCACCAUCUUCUAAUCACAUGAUUAAUCUACAAACCCAAUUCAAUAAUCCUCAAUCACAAGAGCUUAAUCAUGUUUUUCAAUUAAAAAAAGAACAACAACAACAAAAUCAAAAUCAAAAUCAAAGUUUCAACCUUUCAGAAAUUCCACCUUGGCUUGGACCACCUAAUAAUGUUGAUACUAUAUCAUCAACAUCAUCAAUUUUCUCUCAAAAUAAUCACUUUUCAUCACAUAAUCAAGAAAACCCUAACCCUAAUCUUGUUCAUGUUUCUGGGCCCACACUUCCUCCUUACCAAACAGUACCUUCCCCACACAUGUCAGCUACUGCAUUAUUGCAGAAAGCAGCUCAAAUGGGUGCAACAAUGAACAGAAAUGGUUCUGCUUCUUCACCAGCUAUGAAUAUUAUGACCCACCAACUUGAUUCUGAUUCUCUCAACAAUGUCUCUGGUCAUUUUGGUUUGAAUUUGUUGCCAUCAUCAUCAUCACAUGAACAUCAACAAAACAGAACAAGCAAUACUACUACUACUACUACUACAACAACACCAACAACAUGUUUUAAUAUUCAUGAUGUUAUGUUUUCGUCUUCGUCAUCUCCUUCUGGAUUUGAACAAGCACAUUUUGAUGAAAUGUUUAGUGGUAUUAUGAAUUCAAAGAAAGAUGGAAAAACUGUCGCGGAUGACGGUGGUGGUGGAAAUGAAGGAUUGACUAGAGAUUUCUUGGGACUUAGGCCAUUGUCUCAUAGUGAUAUUCUAAGUAUUGCAGGGAUUGGAAACUGCAUGAAUGAUGAAUCUCAAAAGCCAUCAUGGCAAGGUUAGAUUCGUAAAAUACAAGAGUAUUAUCCUACAUAAAUACUAUAUAUUAUGGAUUAUUUUUUUAAUUUUAUUUAUCUUUUAUAUAAUUUUUAUUCUUUUUCA
Trifolium pratense (red clover) is the source of this 2195-nucleotide messenger RNA. RefSeq names its product protein indeterminate-domain 7. The record is from RefSeq and is a predicted model, not a curated record. Gene Ontology annotation, cellular component: nucleus. Bases 573 to 2096 code for a protein of 507 amino acids. The transcript is spliced from 3 exons. Gene Ontology annotation, molecular function: DNA-binding transcription factor activity. Lineage: Eukaryota; Viridiplantae; Streptophyta; Magnoliopsida; Fabales; Fabaceae.